This is a messenger RNA of Ilex paraguariensis (yerba mate), 3688 nucleotides long. NCBI's taxonomy places the organism in Eukaryota, Viridiplantae, Streptophyta, Magnoliopsida, Aquifoliales, Aquifoliaceae. The record is from the annotation of a GenBank genome assembly.
AUGCAAUGUUCCACAGAAACUCUAGCUAAGUUGUUCUACAAUGUCUCCAGCUCUUUCUUGCUUCUCUUCCUCUUCUUCUACCUCACCUCCAUCUUUCUCGCCAAGCUCUUCCACUAUCUUGGUGGCUAUCAAUUUUUCCCAAGAAAUCAGGAUGUAUAUGAGUUUGGAGUAUUUUCCGACGAAGAAGAAGAGGAAAACAAUGGGUAUUAUCAUGGUGAGCCGACGGAGACAGAUCAUUUGGUAGCUGACAUCAUUCAGGGUGGUGAAUCACUAUCAUUUUUGCCUACGAGAAGCAUAGAAACGGAUCAAUUUAUUGCCCGAGAAAUGAUAGACCGUUCCAAGCCCAUGCCACAAGAGCUAGAUGAAAGUUUUGGCACUGAAGAUUUGUCAGUCUAUGGCUCUCCUAUUGCUGAAUCCGAGCAUAGUGACGAAGAGGUGGUUGGAGAAGAGAUUCCAACAAGAGAUACUGAUUCUGCCUACAAUACUGAUACAAAUAAUAACGGCCCCACCUUACGGAUGGCUGAUGAUGACACUCAUGAAGAUAUUAUUUAUGCUGUUUCAGAAAAACGUGAGAAACGAGAAACUGAAAACGGGAAGAUGGAGACGAAUUUCACGAGAGACGACAAUUUUCUAAUUUUUCAACCACCAAAGUUGGAGACCAAGAAGCUUUUGGUUCAUGAGAAGGAAAAAGAAGAGAUUUUUGGUGACUCUUGUACUGUUGGCUCCACUUCUAAGAGCUCCUCUGAAUGGAGAAGCUCCAUUAGAGAUACGGGAACUGAAGAUCCAUUUUCAUCUUCAUCAAGGAGAAGCUGUCCUAAGUGGGAAUCAUAUACUGUUUUCCAAAAAUAUGAUGAAGAAAUGUUGUUUUUGGAUAGAAUUAGUGCACAGAAGUUGCAUGAAACAGAAACUCUAGCUAAGUUGUUCUACAAUGUCUCCAGCUCUUUCUUGCUUCUCUUCCUCUUCUUCUACCUCACCUCCAUCUUUCUCGCCAAGCUCUUCCACUAUCUUGGUGGCUAUCAAUUUUUCCCAAGAAAUCAGGAUGUAUAUGAGUUUGGAGUAUUUUCCGACGAAGAAGAAGAGGAAAACAAUGGGUAUUAUCAUGGUGAGCCGACGGAGACAGAUCAUUUGGUAGCUGACAUCAUUCAGGGUGGUGAAUCACUAUCAUUUUUGCCUACGAGAAGCAUAGAAACGGAUCAAUUUAUUGCCCGAGAAAUGAUAGACCGUUCCAAGCCCAUGCCACAAGAGCUAGAUGAAAGUUUUGGCACUGAAGAUUUGUCAGUCUAUGGCUCUCCUAUUGCUGAAUCCGAGCAUAGUGACGAAGAGGUGGUUGGAGAAGAGAUUCCAACAAGAGAUACUGAUUCUGCCUACAAUACUGAUACAAAUAAUAACGGCCCCACCUUACGGAUGGCUGAUGAUGACACUCAUGAAGAUAUUAUUUAUGCUGUUUCAGAAAAACGUGAGAAACGAGAAACUGAAAACGGGAAGAUGGAGACGAAUUUCACGAGAGACGACAAUUUUCUAAUUUUUCAACCACCAAAGUUGGAGACCAAGAAGCUUUUGGUUCAUGAGAAGGAAAAAGAAGAGAUUUUUGGUGACUCUUGUACUGUUGGCUCCACUUCUAAGAGCUCCUCUGAAUGGAGAAGCUCCAUUAGAGAUACGGGAACUGAAGAUCCAUUUUCAUCUUCAUCAAGGAGAAGCUGUCCUAAGUGGGAAUCAUAUACUGUUUUCCAAAAAUAUGAUGAAGAAAUGUUGUUUUUGGAUAGAAUUAGUGCACAGAAGUUGCAUGAAACAGAGUCUCUUAGAUCUAUUCAAGCAUGUCCAAGAUCAAUAUCAGAAAGGAUUGUUCAUAAAAUGGCAACAAGAAACAAAAGGUCAUCAGAUUUCCAUCAAAACCCAUACCUUGAACUGGAAGCUGCCUAUGUAGCUCAAAUCUGCUUGACAUGGGAAGCUCUGAAUUGGAACUACAAGUAUUUCCAACGUCUGAGAGCUUCGCAUCACGACUCGGACCCGGGAUGUCCUGCUGGUAUUGCUCAGCAGUUUCAACAGUUCCAUGUUCUUCUGCAGAGAUAUGUAGAGAAUGAGCCUUAUCGGCAUGGGCGAAGACCAGAGGUCUAUGCUAGAAUAAGGAGUUUGGCGCCUAAGUUGCUUCAAGUGCCUGAAUAUCGAGAUUCAGAGGACGAAAAAAGAGAGGAAGGACUUGGGUCCAGAAUUUCAUCUAAUUCCUUUGUUCAAAUCAUGGAGGAAGCAAUCAGAACAUUCAUGAAUUUCCUCAAGGCAGAUAGGGAGAAUCACUGCCAAAUAUUGGCAGCUUUCUUCAGGAGAAACCGAAGAGGUUCAGUCGAUCCUAUCCGUUUCCUCCAACUAAAGAAAGUUAACAAAAAGAAGAAAUUGAAGAUUAAAGAUCUUCGCCGUCCUUGGAAAUGCUUCACGAAAAGAAGGUUGAAGGAAGAGGACGAGAUGGAGAUUUUGUUGGCCCUUAUUGACAUUAAAGUGGUUUCUAGGGUUUUGAGGAUGACUGACCUAAGUGAAGACCAACUGCAAUGGUGUGAAGGCAAGAUGAACAAAGUGAAAGUUUCUGAUGGGAAACUACACAGAGAUUCUUCACCACUUUUCUUCCCUGCACACUGACCCACUAUUCAUAUUGCUUGAUGACUGGAUCAUGAAUGUGCAUGACUCCAUGUAUAUCUGAAUAUUCCUAGACACCCUUUUGUAAAUACUAACAAAAAAAAAGGACAAAUACACUUUGAUCCCUCAACUAUGGCCCCCGUCUCACAUUGCCUCGACUAUCACGGUUCUUACGUUGAACCUUUGUCAAAAAUAACCUCUGACCUAUAUGAUUUUGUAUCACUUUGCGUGAUACAAGAGCAUCUUCUCUCUAUAACUGAUGUUAGCACACUUGAAGCAAUGUGAAACAAAUUAUCCUAGUUGAAGAUAGAAUGUAAGAAAUUCAAUAGUUCAAGGGGCAAAGUGAGUUUGAGGUCAUAUUUAUAGGGUCAAAGUGUAAUUUUCCUUAGAAAAUGAAAGAUGGGGUCCCACAAAUCAAAGUAACAGCAUGUGGGUGACAAGGAUAUGGCAGAAUUGGAAUCCAUGAAAGAAAGGUAAAGAUGGCUGUAGCGCUCUGAUUUCAUGAACAAUGAAAGUUGAAAGAGCAAAGACAAAGCAAGGAACAUGAAGAUAGAGACAAGGGUAGCUUUAGCCUUUAGUUUCUCUUUAUCUCUUUAAUUAGGGUUUAUCUACGAGGGAUUUGGGCUUAAUAAAAAGGCAAAGAGUGAUGUUACAUAGACUUAAAAAUUAGAUUUAAAAAUUAUACUAAAUAAUCUCAACUAUUGAAUAGGUAGUGGGUCCCAAUAAAUGUUGGGACGUACAGUGAAAUUAAUAGUUGAGAUUAUUAAGUUUAAGUCUACUUUUUAAUUUCAUGUAACAUUGUUCAAAGGCAAAGCUACAACACAUGCAGCGGAAUAAAAAGGUGGCACAUGGUACACUCAAAGUGAGGAGGAGAGCCUCAUAGCAUAUGGGCCCACUUGUUUUUAGGCAAAGGAAUGACAUAAACGAUGGAUCUAUUGUAAAGGGGAUCCCAUGAUGUGAUUUAUUGUUAAUCUUGUAGCUAUCGUGAGAUGUAUUUGACUUUAAAUAAUUGAUCCAUUGUUGCACAUUCACACAUGUAAGUACGUUUAUUCCAUCAUUCGAC